AUGAAUAAAUCUGAUUUUGGGAUAGUUGGUUCAUCAUCUCCUAAAAAAUUUAAUAGACUAAAUUAAUCACAAUAAUUAAUCCCUCAAGAAUGUUUACCGAUAACAAAUUAGGGUUUUAAUUCUUCUCCAAGAAAAGAAAAAUAUAAAAAAUACAUUAAAAAUACUCACUAUCUAAGAGUACAAUAUUCUUCUUAUAUUUUAAUCAUAGGAUAAUGAAAGAAAAAAGCCUGUAUGGUGUCACAUCUAUUAAUAUUAAAUGAAUGCAACUGAAUUAGAAAUGUCUAAAAAAGGAAGUAUAAAAAUUUAAGAAAAAAAGGAAUUUGUAGAAUUUGCAUGAUGGAAGAGGAAACCUCAAGAUUUAUAUAUCCUUGUAAAUGUAAGGGGUCAUAAUAAUAUGUACAUGAAGAAUGCUUUAAAAGUUGGAUUUUAACAAAAAAUAUUGUUGAAAAAGUACUUAAAAAAGAUGUAAUAAUGAUUAUAUUUUAAUUAACAGAUUAGCUGUGAAGUUUGUUCGUAUAAAAUUAAUAUGAAGGUAACAUAUUAGGAUAAAGUUUAAUUUUCUCUUUUUAAAGUUAUUCCAAAGCACUAAAAAGUUUGUUGGUUAAUCCUAUUUUUCUUGAUUUUAUUAUAAAUAAUUGGAGCAUCUCUCUUAGCUGUUUUAGUAGGUUUUCGAAACUUUGGAAUUGUAGCUGUUAUAACAUUAUUAACAGGAUUUUCUGCUGCUUUACUUUUUUAUCUAAUUGCUUAGGUGAUUAAUAGUCUCUCUAUAGAUAUAAUAGAUUAAUGGAUUUUCUCAAAUUAUAGAGCAGAAAAUAAUCUCAAUCUAGUUGAUUUGUAAUAAUAAAAUUUAAAUUCUUAAUAAUAAAUAAAUUGUAGUCCAAAAAGCCCUAAAUAAAGGAGAAAAUCAUGUGUACCUCAAGUUGGAGGACUUUAAAUUAUUCAAUUUUAAUAAUAUCCUUCUGAUAUUUGA
This is a messenger RNA of Paramecium pentaurelia, 970 nucleotides long. NCBI's taxonomy places the organism in Eukaryota, Ciliophora, Oligohymenophorea, Peniculida, Parameciidae. The record is from the annotation of a GenBank genome assembly.